UGACGUCACACCUUGAAGUCUGGGCGGAAGUUGCGCGAGCUUGUCCCGUCAUCGGAGCCGUUAGCUGUCCGCUGCCCUAAAACAAGUCAAGAAAUUCCGUCGUAAAGCCGCCUUCAGGUGGAAUUCGUACUUUCGAUUUAAGGAUAUGGAUGAAGACGUGCUUACUACCCUGAAACUGUUAAUAAUUGGCGAAAGUGGAGUCGGGAAGUCCAGCCUCCUUUUGAGAUUCACGGAGGAUACGUUUGAUCCAGAGCAGUCUGCAACAAUAGGUGUGGAUUUCAAAGUAAAGACCCUCGCAAUCGAAGGAAACAAAGCAAAACUAGCCAUUUGGGACACUGCUGGACAGGAACGGUUUCGCACUUUGACACCCAGCUACUACCGUGGUGCACAGGGUGUCAUUCUUGUAUAUGAUGUUUCUAGGCGUGAUUCUUUUACCAAGCUUGAAAACUGGCUGAACGAACUGGAAACCUACACAACACGCAACGACAUUGUAAAAAUGCUGGUUGGAAAUAAAAUUGAUAAGGAUGAUCGGGAGGUGGACAGAAACGAAGGGCUAAAAUUUGCCAGGAAACAUUCUAUGCUUUUUAUUGAGGCCAGCGCAAAGACCAAAGAUGGCGUCCAGUGUGCUUUUGAGGAGCUAGUGGAGAAGAUCCUGCAGACUCCGGGGCUCUGGGAGAGUGACAACCUGGGUCACAGGGUCCAGCUGGGAAGCCCGGAUCAGGCUGGUGGCAGAGCGUGUGGAGGAUACUGUUCUAUACCCUGAAACUGGACGGAAAGAAAAAAAAAAAACAGAAAUGCACCAACUUUGUUUGAACGAGCACAAACUACAGCAAAAGGAAAAGAGUGCUGUUCCAAACAUUGCAGUUUGCACAAUUACUUCAUCGCUCAUUCUUUGCUAAAUCUAUUUAAAUUAUGAAUGAAAAGCAAUCAUGCAGGAUUUGCCUCUCGUUUGGGGUUCUGUCAUGUCAUGUGUGAGUUUAUAUCAUUACAUGCCAGUGUUUCAAUUCAAAAAGACAUGAGGAGACUUGAUAGUGCCUAACAGAUGUGUAGUUGUCUCCCAAACGUAUUCUAAUCCAUAUUUCUAUACCGUUUGCAGUACAGAAGCUUGUUCCUUGCUUAUGCAAAUAUCAGCCUGUUAGUUGCAGCGCGGCACAAACUUUUACACUACACAAGAGUCCGCUAUAUAAUUCUGGAACGGAGGCAGAGGAGGCUUGCCAGGCUUUUAACACCUGAGGAAGAGUUUGCAACACUGUGAUUGCUUUCAAAGAUGACAUUUUAAAGCUGACCAUAGUAACUCUCCAUCUGCCCAACUGUGUGCUUUAUUUCUUCAUAUUUUUAACCAUCUUUUGCGUGUGUUAUCUGGACCGUGGAACCACAAAGUUUACAGCAGCAAGUAUAACGUUUGUUCAUUUUCAGCUCCAGCAAAAGCAUUUCAUCAGGGGUUUUCUUUCUUCUUUAAAUAUAUAUGUUCAUUUAUGUUUCUCUCACAGUAUCUGAGACCAUUCCGAAGCAUGUUUUUCAUUAUUGUAACAUACUUAUUAUAUAGUUUCUAAUUGCUUGUUUUCAUGUUAAGUCAUCUUUGCUCCUUUUUUUUUCUCUUUGUUUUUGUUUGAGAAAUAUACAGUAAACAAUUCUGCCUUAACGAGGGGAGGGAAAUGUGCCGGUGUUAUGGUCAGUUAUAUUUGGAUUGUUUUAAAAAAAAGAUAAAAUGAAAUAAAAAUGUAAAGUUGCUGUUACUGAA
Molecule: messenger RNA, 1741 nt
Organism: Oryzias melastigma (Indian medaka)
Lineage: Eukaryota; Metazoa; Chordata; Actinopteri; Beloniformes; Adrianichthyidae
Product: ras-related protein Rab-18-B
Exons: 7
Coding region: 146-763 (205 amino acids)
Molecular function (GO): GTP binding; GTPase activity
Source: RefSeq, a predicted model, not a curated record